AUGUUGUCAACGCCCGAAAUGGACGUCGCCGUGACGAGGCUGCGGUGCACCUUGAGCGCCCGCGAGGUGCCGAAGGCGCGGCCGCACUCGGGGCAGCGGUGCCACUCCGCCCCUGCCCCGCCCCCCGCCCCUGCCCCGCCCCCCGCCCCUCCCCCGCUGCCGGCGGCGCCGCCCGGCUCCGGCUCCCCUCCCCCACAGGGCAGCGGCUCCCGGGAAGGGGCGAGGGCUCCUCCCCCGGGUGGGCGGGGCCGGGCACCUGUUGGGGGGGGCGGGGAGGGGCUUGGUGUGGGGGGAGGGGUUUCAGCGCGGGGUGGGGGGAGGGGCGGCACCUGCGCAGCCGUUGGCGGGGGGGGGAGGGGGCGCCGCUGUCCCCCCGACGACACCGAGGUGGCCUCGGAGCCUUCGUCGUCGUCGUCGUCGUCGUCGUCGUCGUCAUCCUCGGGCGGCGCCGGCGGCGCUGGGGGAGGGGACGGGGGGGUGGGGGGAGGGGACGCCGGUGAUGGCACCGGGGAGCGCCCCGCCCCCUCCGGCCACGCCCUGGCGCCCCUCCCCCGCUCACCGCCGGCCGCUUCUUCCUCCUCUUCCUCCUCCUCUUCCUCUUCUUCCUCUUCCUCUUCCUCCUCCUCCUCCUCCUCCUCCUCCUCCUCGAAGGCUCCGUCCUCGCUCCCCGCCCGACUGCCCCGGGCCCCGCCCGGCCGCCAUCAUGGCCGCCCUGCGCCGGGGACACGCCCACAUUCACGCCGGGCCACGCCCACCGC
Messenger RNA from Vidua macroura (Pin-tailed whydah), 758 nucleotides. Its product is annotated as translation initiation factor IF-2-like. The transcript is spliced from 3 exons. The record is from RefSeq and is a predicted model, not a curated record. The annotation marks the transcript as partial. Lineage: Eukaryota; Metazoa; Chordata; Aves; Passeriformes; Viduidae.